This is a messenger RNA of Dromaius novaehollandiae (emu), 986 nucleotides long. It is a transcript of the gene MRPS26, whose product is annotated as mitochondrial ribosomal protein S26. The record is from RefSeq and is a predicted model, not a curated record. NCBI's taxonomy places the organism in Eukaryota, Metazoa, Chordata, Aves, Casuariiformes, Dromaiidae. The coding region runs from base 59 to 721 and encodes 220 amino acids. Gene Ontology annotation, cellular component: mitochondrial small ribosomal subunit. The transcript has 4 exons.
CCCAUUGGCGGCUGCCGCGGGCGCGUCACUUCCGUCCCGCGGCGGGGCGAGGGGCGCCAUGCUGCCGGCGCUGCGGCGGUGCCGCCCGCGGGCCGCCCUGGGGGUCGGGGCGGGGCCCGGGGCCGGUCUGGGGCCGGGGAUCGGCUUCGGUCCCGGUCCCGGGGCCGCCGCCUGGCUCGUCCCGGCGCGGGGCCGCAAGAGCCGCCAGGACCCGCCCGCCAAGUCCAAGGCGUCGCGCCUCAAGGUGCCGCCGCCCGUCGACCCGGCCGAGCUGCUGGUGGUCACCGAGCGCUACCGGCAGCACCGGCUGGUGCUCAGCGCCCUCCGGUGCGAGUUCCGGGCGGAGGUGGCGCAGAAGAAGCGCCAGGCGCUGCAGGGCGGGGAGGACGCGGAGCAGCGCGCGGAGGAGCACCGGCUCCUCAUGGCCUGGAACGACGCCGAGAACGCGCGGCAGCGGGCCCGCAGGGAGGAAAGAAUUAGGAAAGAAGAGGAAGAACGGAAGAGGCAGAAGUUGCAGGCUGCAGAGAACAAGGCCAAGCUAAUGGAGGCUUUCCUGAAGGAGAAGGAGAAAGAGGUUCUCCAGCUGCAGGAGGAAGCCAAAAGUUUUAUCACCCCCGAAAACUUGGACGCACGGAUUGAAGAGUGCCUGGACAAUCCUCGCAACUACAACUUCGCUAUCGACAAAGAAGGAAGAAUAGUCAAACGGACUGUCCUGUCCUAGCGACUCCGCUGGCAGAUGUGGCUCAGCCCAGUCGUGGUUGGGAGGGGAGGUUUUGACAUGUUUGCUCUCCAGAUGCCGAAUUUAUGGCAGGGGGUUGGCAGAAGGAAAUUUCCUCCUUCGAAUGCACAAAUCAACCACAGAAUUAUUGGACAAAGAGCCUGUGGGUCUAGCUGUGGUUCCUGUGCUGAAAGGAUAACGCCUGCAAUUACAAAGGUAGGGGGAGAGGGAGAAAGCUGGUCUUUAAGUAAAAUCCGGCUGUGUUGAA